AAAAAAGUUGUAACAGAGUUUGCCAAUCUACAACUAUUGACGGCAUCAUCCGCAGGCGAACGAUGUGCUUGUAGUAUGUAUGAUGCGUCAUACUUUCCAGUGCUCUGCUCUACCUGUAUAGUCAUCACUGAGUGAUGCAUUACUCAGCUGCUCUGUUCGUGACCUCUCCGACUGGUCAUGCAUCAUGGAUCUGGCCGCCUUCACAUGUACCCCACACUUGCCGUAAUACCGCCUGGUUCUUUCAUGCUUCCUGCGCCUGCUGUCACUCAUUCACCCUGUUAGGCCAUCAGCGCCUUUACUAUAUGACAUGUUCGAUUCCAGGGGCUACGCCUAACAUAAUGAACGUCCGACCAGAUUCAACCGAGCAGCUGACAGGAGCCUAGGCACACCCGAGUCUGCGACAGACUUACCCUGGGCUAGAGUGUCCAUUUCCCAGACGUUCUCGAUGCAGAACCUUCUAGCGGAAAUUAUUGGCUGAGAACUAAGGUACAUGUUGGCUUAUGACAUCACAUAAAUGUAGUGCAGGGAAGGGUGACA
Suillus subalutaceus is the source of this 537-nucleotide messenger RNA. RefSeq lists its product as uncharacterized. The record is from RefSeq and is a predicted model, not a curated record. The transcript has a single exon. Lineage: Eukaryota; Fungi; Basidiomycota; Agaricomycetes; Boletales; Suillaceae. Bases 135 to 383 code for a protein of 82 amino acids.